Molecule: messenger RNA, 5310 nt
Organism: Scleropages formosus (Asian bonytongue)
Lineage: Eukaryota; Metazoa; Chordata; Actinopteri; Osteoglossiformes; Osteoglossidae
Gene: erbb3a
Product: erb-b2 receptor tyrosine kinase 3a
Exons: 29
Coding region: 526-4908 (1460 amino acids)
Biological process (GO): positive regulation of cell population proliferation; protein phosphorylation; negative regulation of apoptotic process
Cellular component (GO): plasma membrane; basal plasma membrane; signaling receptor complex
Molecular function (GO): neuregulin receptor activity; neuregulin binding; protein tyrosine kinase activity
Source: RefSeq, a predicted model, not a curated record
GACCAAUGGAGAGGAGCGCGAGAUGCGCGCGGUUCGCGCUGAGGCGGUCGGAGAAGGGCGUCGGAGGGAGCUCUUCCACUUCACCGUCUGCUGCCUCAACAUCACGACGUGCCAUUCAUUUUAUUACUUAGUUCACGUUCUCACACGGUUGUUUUCGUUAGUUCGUGUUCCCCCCCUAAAACUACCAGUGAGACCCGGUCGGGUGUCGAACAGCAACGAGAAGUGAGUGCGGGGAGAAAGAAAUGCGGGAAGUCUGACAGACUGAGACUGAGUGAGAGGACUACAGCCACGUUUGAAACUUUGAGGAAAAAUAACCUCUGCUUAAACAACGGACAGUGAGUAAUAAAGAGAAAAAGUGAGAGCUGGGAAAGCGGAAAUUCUGUUGUUGAGAGCUGAACCAGGAGCACCGCUGAACGAAAAGCGAGGCUGAUCGGACCCGAGUCUGUGUCAGUCAGUGUGUCUGCCGUCAUGGUCCGCUGACUCCCUCCCUCCGUCCGUCCGUCUCCUGUGUCAAUCAAUGUGAGGAUGGUGACCCGUCGCCAGGUGUUUCGAACCCGGUUCAGGCUCUGCUUCGGACUGCUGUGCUUCCUGCAGGCGCGCGGCUCCCUUGCCGAUACAGUGGCAAUAUGCACUGGCACCCAGAAUUCCCUGAGCACGAGCGGUGGCUCCGAGGAGCAGUAUAACAUCACUAAGAAGCUUUACAGUGGCUGCGAGAUUGUCAUGGGCAACCUGGAGAUCACCCAUAUGGAACAGAGCCGUGACUUCUCUUUCCUGCAGUCCAUCCGGGAAGUCACUGGCUAUAUCCUCAUCGCCAUCAACGAGUUCUCCUACUUGCCCCUUGAGCAGCUGAGGGUGAUCCGGGGCACCAACCUUUACGAGGGCCGCUUUGCCCUGGCCAUAUUUGUCAACUACAAAAUGGAUGGUCCACAGGGCCUCCAGGAACUGGGCUUCACACACCUCACUGAGAUCCUCAGGGGGGGAGUCCAGAUCAUACGCAACAAGUACCUGAAAUAUGCUCCCAGGGUGAACUGGGCCGACAUUGUGCAAGACAGUUCCGCUGAUAUUAUAAUUGAGGAGAACGGCAUUGAUGUGAAGUGUGAUCCAGCCUGUCAGGGACACUGCUGGGGUCCUGGGAAAGAUAAAUGCCAAACCUUGACAAAGACGAUAUGCGCUCCGCAGUGCAAUGGGCGCUGCUUCGGGACGCAGCCCAGCGAUUGUUGCCAUGUGGAAUGUGCAGGGGGCUGCACUGGACCUCACAAUACUGACUGCUUUGCUUGCAGUCAAUUCAAUGACUCUGGUGCUUGUGUCCUGCAUUGUCCUGAGACACUCAUCUACAACAAGCACACCUUCCAGCUGGAGCCAAACCCUAAUGCCAAGUAUCAAUAUGGCUCCAUUUGCGUGUCUCAGUGUCCCACAAACUUUGUGGUGGAUGGGAGCUCUUGUGUGAGCAGCUGCCCCUCUGACAAGAAGGAGGUUGAGAAGAAUGGGGUGAAGAAGUGUGAGCCAUGUGAAGGCCUGUGCCCCAAAGCUUGCAAGGGAACUGGCUCCAGCAACAGACAGACUGUUAACUCUGAAAACAUAGACAGCUUCAUCAACUGCACCAAGAUCCAGGGCAGCCUACACUUCCUCACCACAGGGAUCACAGGCGAUCCCUAUCACAACAUCUCAGCUCUUGAUCCUGAAAAGUUGAAUGUCUUCCGCACUGUUCAGGAAAUUACAGAAAUCCUGAGUAUCCAGUCAUGGCCCAAAGAGUUCACUGACCUCUCUGUGUUCUCCAACCUUACCACCAUACAAGGAAGAUCUCUGUACAAAGGAGUCAGUUCUAAAAGGGGCUUUUCACUGUUGGUCACGAAGCUUCCCUUCAUUACUUCUCUGGGCCUGCGCUCUCUGCGCAACAUCAACGAUGGCAGUGUCUACAUCAGUAAUAACAAGAGGCUCUGCUACCACUACACUGUGAAUUGGACCCAGCUGUUUACUGGCACAAGUUCACGACAGCAGGACAUAAGUGAUAUCAAGAAGAACCGGCCAGAGAGCAAGUGCAUUGCUGAAGGACGCGUGUGUGAUCCACUGUGCUCUACCUCCGGGUGCUGGGGCCCAGGGCCCGACCAAUGUCUGUCCUGUAGGAACUAUAGCCGAGGAGGAACCUGCGUUGCCCAGUGCAACUUCAUCACGGGGGAACCACGAGAGUUUGCAGGGCCGGAGCGUGAGUGUAUGGCUUGUCACUCAGAGUGCCAGGUCUUUGAUGGAAUGGUCAGCUGCACUGGGCCGGGAGCGGAUGAAUGCGUGGAAUGUGCAAACUUUAAAGAUGGCCCGCACUGUGUGUCAUCCUGUCCUAAUGGCGUGAUGGGUGAAAGGGGCCUCAUCUUUAAAUACCCCAAUCUAACGAAGAACUGUGAGCCGUGCCACAUUAACUGUUCACAAGGGUGCUCAGGUCCAGACAUUACAGACUGCCUGGAAAGUAGACGACAUUCCAGCCUACCCACUACGGGUAUUGUGGUUGGCGUCCUUGUAGGGGUAUUCCUUGUAUUUGCCAUCUUUGUGUUGGGUAUGCUGCACCACCGUGGCCGGGCUAUCCGCCGCAAGAGAGCCAUGCGGAGAUACCUGGAGAGUGGUGAGACUUUUGAGCCACUGGAACCAGGUGAGAAGGGGACAAAGGUUCAUGCCCGCAUCCUGAAAGUCUCAGAGCUGCGCAAGAUCAAGGUUCUGGGAACAGGUAUCUUUGGAACAGUGCACAAGGGGGUGUGGAUUCCUGAGGGCGACACCAUAAAGAUUCCAGUGGCUAUUAAAACCAUCCAGGACCGAACUGGCCGGCAGACCUUUACUGAGAUCACAGAUCACAUGCUGGCAAUGGGAAGCCUUGAUAACCCUUAUAUAGUACGGCUGCUGGGGAUCUGUCCUGGGACAUCUCUGCAGCUGGUCACGCAGCUCAGCGCACAGCGAUCUUUGCUGGAGCACAUCAGACAGUGCAAGGGCAAUCUGAACCCCCAGCGACUUCUCAACUGGUGUGUGCAGAUUGCCAAGGGGAUGUAUUACCUUGAAGAGCACUGCAUGGUGCACAGGAACUUGGCUGCACGCAAUGUCCUGCUCAAAAGUGACUACGUUGUCCAGAUCUCUGACUAUGGCAUUGCAGACCUGCUUUACCCUGAUGAUAAAAAGUACCUCUACAAUGAGGUCAAGAUGCCAAUCAAAUGGAUGGCCCUGGAGAGCAUCUUCUUCCGGAAGUAUACGCACCAGAGUGACGUCUGGAGCUAUGGAGUGACUGUGUGGGAGAUGAUGUCAUCUGGGGCAGAACCUUAUGCGUCAGUACGUCCCCAAGAUGUUCCAGAUCUGUUGGAGAAGGGGGAGCGUCUGUCACAACCACCCAUCUGCACCAUUGAUGUCUACAUGGUCAUGGUCAAGUGCUGGAUGAUUGACGAGAGCGUCCGACCCACCUUUAAAGAACUGGCCAGUGAGUUCUCUCGGAUGGCAAGAGAUCCACUCCGGUACCUUGUUAUUAAGACAAACAGCAACCAGGCAGAUGUGCCCACAGAUGAGCAACAUCACAAUAAGCAUGAGCUGGAAGAUCUGGAUGCAGAAAUUGAGAACCAGGAAGAAGAGGAUUUGGAUGAUGCCAUAGCUACAAGCUCUCUCUACUUGCCUCCAACAUGGAGCCAUUCUCGGCUUCGUAUAGACUCCCAUAGGAGCAUAAAUGCUCAUUGUGGCCAGGCUGGAUACCUGCCCAUGACUCCAGGUGCAGGUGACAAUCCCAGACAGCUGCGGCAACCUCGCUCUCGGCUCAAUUCUGCGCGGACAGUGUCGGAGAGCUCAGAGGGCCGUGGUACGCUGCUGGAGCCAGAGGUUGAGCCAAGUGAGGACUCUUCCUUGACUGGUAGCCUGCGCAGGGGCCGCUGCCGCACGGACAGCGCGUACAUGUCUGGUGCUCCGGAGACGCCUUCCCCUCAUUCAGAAGGGGAGGAAGACCACAAUGGAUACGUGUUGCCGGGGAUAUCUGACAGUCCCGAGAGAGAAGGAUUCUCAGCCUUGCGAAACACUCUGCCAUAUGUAAGAGGCUGUAAGAGAGCAGCCUCUCUGCUAGAAAGCGCUGGUGAUGGGGAGUGUGGCUCAGAGGAGUAUGAGUACAUGAACAAACAGACAUGCCUUUUCUCGUCGUCAACUAAUCAGCUUGAGGAUGGAUCACAAAGGAGUAAAAGAAGCCUCUCCCCAAUCGGCAGCACAGGCUUCUCUCCAGGAGAGGGAGACACAGAGCAGAGCUGCAGGAAAUGGAUGGCCUCUGGUGGCAACACCACUGAGGCGCUGAGAAUGAGUGCGUCUGAGAGGGAAGCUACAGGUGGACACGGUGAUAACCGGUCACCAAUGAAAGGGAACAGGAGAUGGAAAGGAGAGGUGUCAGGUGCAGAUAUCUCUGACAGUGGGACAGAACAGCCACCAGGUCGAGAGUCUGAAAAUGUGGAGUACCAGUACAUGGACAUCUGUGAUGCAGGAGCUGCCCGAAGCCCAACUCUGGGCGCUGUUUUAAAGAGGAGCAGUAGCAUUGCAGCAGGAGAAUCGGGACAAGGACUCGGAGUGGAGAGCAAAAGAGAAGAGGAGGACCUUAAAGCAAGCGAAGAAGAAGAGUACCAGUAUAUGAACCAGCAGCCCAGACUUAGCAGAACCUUGCAAAUGAGAGACAGCAGAGACCUGGAUGGAUAUGAGUAUGAAGAGAUGGGCUCAGUGAGAAUGAAAGGGGACCAAGUGGAAUACCAAAAUGUCAAGAUGAACACUGGGGGGGAGGCUGGUUCUGGGGACAUUAGGCGUUCAGAGCUGGCAGGGUACUUGAAGGUGAGUGAGCCAGGGAGGGACAGAUCGUUUAAUAACCCAAGCUACUGGCACAGUAGAAUGUUCGUUAAGCCUGACGCUGUCCGCACGUAACGUCAGGAGGGCCAGGCAUAGAGGCAACAAGGGAGACUGGAACAAGCAAUCAAUUUCUUUAUUACUUUGAAGCAGCUCAUUAAUUCAGUCAAUGUGUGAGGCAUUACAGUUGUUUUUAUUUUCAUACAGCUACUGAAAUGAAUGAAGGACUGGGAAAAUCUACCCAGCAUAUCUGACCUCUGUUUAUGCAGUUUACAGGGUUUAAGUCACUCAGUGCGUUUCAAUGAAGUGCAUUAGAGAGUAAGGAGGAAAAUCAGACAUGGAAUAUAGAGCCAGUUAACAAUUGUUUUCUGAAACGAUCAAAUUGUAAUGUUGAAUCUUUUGUAAACGUUUUAUUUCAACUUGUAUUAUAGUGGUUAUACAAAAAUACAUUUUUUAUAGAAUAAAAUUUCUAAAGAAAUA